Messenger RNA from Cucurbita moschata (crookneck pumpkin), 1183 nucleotides. Its product is annotated as syntaxin-71-like. Bases 192 to 995 code for a protein of 267 amino acids. NCBI's taxonomy places the organism in Eukaryota, Viridiplantae, Streptophyta, Magnoliopsida, Cucurbitales, Cucurbitaceae. The record is from RefSeq and is a predicted model, not a curated record. Gene Ontology annotation, molecular function: SNAP receptor activity; SNARE binding. Gene Ontology annotation, cellular component: endomembrane system; membrane; SNARE complex. Gene Ontology annotation, biological process: vesicle fusion; intracellular protein transport. The transcript is spliced from 9 exons.
UGUUUCUCCUGCAUCUUCGAAACCGCUUUGUACGCUGGACGUCUCAGAGUGCGAGAAGAGAAGGGGUUUGAUGGAUAUGUCCCAAAUGAAGAACAAACCAUCUUCCGACCAUUUCUAUCUCCAAAUCUCUGCCUUCUUUUUCUUCUUCCUCCAGCCCUUCUUCUUCUUCUGCAUCUGCUCGCGACGCCAAAAUGACCGUAAUCGAUGUCAUCUUCCGAGUCGAUUCCAUUUGCAAGAAAUACGAGAAGUAUGAUGUCGAGAAACAGCGCGAGCUCAAUGCUUAUGGUGAUGAUGUUUUUGCUCGCCUCUACGCCGCCGUCGAACUCGAAAUCGAAGCCGCUCUCCAGAAAUAUGAGAGUGCCUGUACGGAGAAGAAUAGGGCUGCUGCAGUUGCGAUGAACGCUGAGGUUCGGCGGAAGAAGGCCCGAUUGAUGGAUGAAGUUCCCAAGCUUCAUAAAUUGGCUCGCAAGAAGAUUAAAGGGGUUCCGAAAGAAGAGCUUGAGGUCAGAGGUGAUCUUGUUCUUGCGCUUGAAGAGAGGAUUAAAGCGAUUCCAGAUGGGAGUACGACAGGCAAACCAUCUGGAGGAUGGGCCUCCACCUCAUCUAACAAUAUUAAGUUUGAUUCAACAACAGAUGGACACUUCGAGAGCGAGUAUUUCCAACAAAGCGAAGAAUCGAGUCAAUUUCGACAGGAGUAUGAUAUGCGGAAGAUGAAACAGGACGAAGGUCUGGAUGUCAUAUCUGAAGGGUUGGAUAUGCUGAAAAAUCUAGCCUAUGAUAUGAAUGAGGAAUUGGAUAGGCAAGUUCCAUUAAUUGACGAGAUUGACUCAAAGGUAGACAAGGUGACUAAUGAGAUGAAAAACACCAAUGUUAGGCUCAAGCAAACGCUGAAUGAGGUGAGAUCCAGCCAAAACUUCUGCAUCGAUAUCAUUCUUCUCUGUAUAAUUCUUGGAAUCGCUUCUUACUUGUACAAUAUAUUGAGCGGAAAUGGUUGAAUUAUGGGCUGACCAUGAGUUACGAGGUGACAUGGAGGCAUUAUUCAUUCAUCAACUUCAAUACUACAUGUCGAGAUCUGCAGCCGUGUACAAUUUCUUUAUUUCAGUGGCUGGAUAAAUUGUAAAACAUCUCCCAUUUUCACUAUGGCUAUAUCAAGGAAGAAGUCAAUUAUAAAGAUGCAAUUUUU